AUGAGUGAUUGUGAUGGCAACUUCGUGGAAAUGACGUCGUGUUGGGCUCCACUGUCCACUCCUAGCCCAAGAACGAUACUGGCGAUGAUGGGUCAAACCAACGAUGGUCUGAAUCCAAUCUCUGAGAUCUUCCCUCAAACCAACUUACCAAGAGACCAUGCUGAUCAGUCCGGACAAAGACCUGGUCUCGGCGAGAGAUUAGCUGCAAAAGUAGGACUUAAUCUUCCCAGACUCGACAUAGAAAACAGAAGUCCUUUGGAUGCAUUUUUCAGGAGCGCGGCUGCUCCUUCUCCUAUCGGUGCAAUCCCCCCAGGAUUUAGCCCAUCAACACUGUUGCAAUCUCCCAAAAUGGUCACUGAUUCAUCACAGAUAAUUCCUCAGUCUUUAGCCACAAAUUACAGACCUGAAGAGAUGGUAAAACCUUCCGGUGAAGACAAUGCAACGGCGAUGAUAUUCAACAACGAUCUUCCUUAUCAAUCUAUAAAUGUUGAUCAGCCUCCUCUAGACGUUUUUGAUGACAUUCUAACGGAAGAGUCAAUUUAUAUGCCACCUUAUGAAUCUCAUGUUGAGCGCCCAAUUGGUGCUCCGGUUGUCCCUUCCUCUGAACCUGAGUUCGUUGGCGAUACCAAUGUCAACUUCAACUCCAUUUUGGAGAGUCAGAGCGAGGAUGAAAACGAAGAUGAAACAGACUUCGAAGAUGAAGAUGAAGAUGAAGAUGAAGAUGAAGAUGAAGAUGAAGAUGAAGAGGAACAGGAAGAGGAAGAGGAACAUGAAGAUGAAGAGGAACUUGAUGAUGCAGCACCUCCAUCUCCGAAGAGAAGGCGAUUUGAGGUAUCCUCAAACAUGAUUGGAGCUACAAGAACAAGCAAGGCACAAAGGAUCAUACUUCAGAUGGAAAGCGAUGAAGAUAAUCCAGAAGAUGGCUUUCGCUGGAGAAAAUACGGACAGAAGGUUGUCAAAGGAAAUCCUAAUCCUAGGAGUUACUUCAAAUGCACAGUCAAUGGAUGCAACGUGAAGAAACAUGUGGAGAGAGGAGCAGACGAUUUUAAGAUACUUGUGACUUCGUACGAUGGUAUUCACAACCAUCCUCCCCCACCUACACGUAGUAGACUCACUUCCGGUCCAAGGAAUCGGUCUGGUAUAACAAUGUCUCAAAAUCAUGGCAAUCGAACCAGUCGGGCUCCUGUUCCGUCUUCUUCAGUCAUCACAUCUAUGGAGAUGAUGCCUAUCACUUCGUUUACUCCACAAGUUGAUCUGACUCGGGUUUAUAAGACCGGACUCUCUAAACUGCCGAACAUACCAGCUUAUCAGAAUCCCGAUUAUACGUACCAAAAUGCAGAUGAACAGAUAAUAAAUGUGGCACAUGAUGAUGGUUCAGGGAUAUACGGUGGGAUCAUGCAUCGUCUAUUUACUGGUUUUGGUAUGAACUUUGACUUGUAA
Molecule: messenger RNA, 1440 nt
Organism: Camelina sativa (false flax)
Lineage: Eukaryota; Viridiplantae; Streptophyta; Magnoliopsida; Brassicales; Brassicaceae
Source: RefSeq, a predicted model, not a curated record